CUUUCUGUUAUUGUGUGUCACUCGGAGCUGCACUGCGGCCUUGUUUUUGUUUUUUUUUUACCUUAAAGUGGAUUUAAAAUGUCUUUUCCAAGAGCUCCUUUGAAAAGGUUCAACGAGAACGUAGGAUGUGCCCCUGCACCCGGGUCAUAUGAGAUCAAACCCGGGGAGCUUAAGGGAGUUGCUUCCUUCGACAGAUCUGAUCGGUUCAGACGUGUUAAGGCAGCGGCUCUUCCUCCACCAACACCAACGACCAGGAGUGACUUCAUGUCUCCUGUCCGUAGGACCAUGUCAGUUGAUGGUCUUAUGGAAGGUUCAGGUGUGAAGAAAGAGAAGCAUGGCAUGACCGUGGAAAGGAAGCAGCAGAAACUCCUGGAAAAAGAGAUUCGGUCCCUGGUUCAGCAGCGAGGGGAGCAGGACCGUUGCAUGCUGGCUCUGGAAGAAGACCUGAAGAAGGUGGAGGCCAAGCUGCUGGCUGCAGUCAGGGAAAAGACGGGCCUUUCUGCCAAUGUUACCACCCUUGACAGACAGCUGCUUGAGCUCAAGAAAAUCAAUGAGUUCCUUAAAAACAAGGUUUCUGCUGACACUACAAAGAAGAGAAUUAUAUUGCUCACAACAGAGUUGACAGAGGCCAGAAACAGUUUGGAUGCUAAAAACAAGGAGUUAAAGGUCCUGCAGAUUAACACUGAAGGCCAAGUAAAGGCGCUUGAAACUGACCUGAAAGCUGCCAGGGCGACUGUCAAAUCUCUGAAGGACAGGAAUAAGGACUUGGAGGACCUGCAUCACGUGACCAAACGUCAGAACGAAGAGCUUGAGAAUGAGAACGCGAGAUUACAUGGUGUGAUUCGGGAGCUAAGGGAUGAGAUCAGAGUUGUGGAGGGAUACCUGGAUACGGCCAAUGACCAGAUCCAGGAUCUUCGCUUGAAGCUCAGAGAGAAGACAGUGGAGAACUCUCAGUCUCAGAUGGAGAAAGUAAAGCAUCUGGAGACCGACCUAGAGCAGCGCACCAUUGAGCUAGAAACCACCCAAAUUGUGCUCAGAGAAAAAGAGGAGGCGGCAAAUAAAUUCAAGCAAGAGCUGCAGGCAUCAAAGGAAGCCUUGUUGGAAGUGGAGACGAGGUUAAAGAACCAAGAGCUGGAGCUGAAGUCUUCCCAUAGCUCAGUGAGUGACAUGGAGGAGCAGAUGCAUUCUGCCGACCAAGAAGUCCAGGAGUCACACGCAACAGUUUGCCAGCAGGAGGCGGAGCUCGCCAGACUGAGAGGCGUGCUCAGGAGGACCGAGAAGGAGCUGGACGAGAGAGUGGCUCAUCUGGAGCAGAGGUGUCUGUUCUCUGAGGAAGACAGAAGCAAGACUCAGGAGGAGGGAAUGAGGAGAGUCGAGGAAUUGAAAGCAGAGCUCAUCGUGCUAAAGGAAGCUAGAGAAGAGGAUAAAAACAGACGGACUGCGCUCCAACAAGAACAUGCUGCACUUACUGAGGAACUGACGCAAGAAAAGGACCUUGUGGACUCCCUGACUGUGCUGUUGGAGCAGGAGAGGGAGGAGUCUGAGGAGCGGCUGAGGCAGCUGAAGGACGAGAUGGAGGAGGUGCUGGGGGAGCUCACUCUCUUGGAGGAACAGGAGCUGAGGAGGCAGGAGAUGGCGGAGAGCGGGCAGGAGGAAAUCCAGAGGCUGCAGCAAGGAAACGAUGAGCUGGAGAAACAGCUGAGUGACACCAGGGCACUGUUUGAGAGUAAGGUGGUGGCUUUAAAAGAGGAACAUUUAGCAGCCAUCACAGAACUCCAAGAGGCGCACACAAACUCUCUGAGCAAGAUGGCAGACAUCGUCACAGAGCUUGAAAGCGCCAGGGAUGCUCUGCGGGGGGCAGAGGGAAGAUGGGAAGAACUGGAAGCGGAGGUGGAGAGGGUGACGCAGCAGGUGGAGGAGAUGGAGAAAGUGCUUCAACAGAAAGAGGAGGAGGUCAGCCGACUUAAGGAGGGGCUAGAGGAGCACCAGGAGCGACAGUUAGCCGAAGCAAAAGCCAGGCAGGAUAAUUCAAGGAAGUUGCUGGAGGUCCAGACUUGCCUUGCACAAAAAGAUGAGGAGAUAAAAGCCAUGGAGACGAGCCACGCCGCCCUGAUCACUCAGCUACAGCAGGACAUACAGCUGCAGACAAAAGAGAGAGGAGAGGCUCUGGGGCAACUAGAGGAACAGAGAGGUCAGGGUCUCCAAAAUGAAAAGGAAAAAGCCCAGAAACUGGUAGAGGAGGUCCGCCAAGAGAAAGAGGAAAUAAUGGAACAGCUCACACAAGAAAGAGAAGAGAAGUUUGAAAUUCAGAUAGCUCUACAGGUGGAAAAGGAAGCAUUGGAGGUUGAAAGGGAGGAGCACCAGCAGGUCAGGUCAGAGGGGCUCAGACUAAACACAGAGAUUGAGAGAAUAGACGAGGAAAUGAAGAGUCUUCUGUCUCAAGUGGAAGUCAAAGAGCAGUCCAGGCUCGCUCUGGAAAAUGAACUAAACGCGGCAGAGCAGGAGAGAACUCGCCUGGAGGAGGUCGUGCAAGGCGGCGUGAACUUCCAGGAGCAAUUGGACAUCAUGGAGGAGAAGACCCUGACUCUGCAGCGCGAGUUGGAGGAACAGAGACAAGACAGGCGGGCUCUGCAGGAGCAGUUGGAAGUUCUGACUCAGGAGAAGGUGACGCUGCAGUGGGAGAUGGAGGAGCAGCGACAGGAACUCAAGAGACAGAUAACUGAAGCCCAGGAGAAAAGCUCCCAAAGUUCAGAGAAUGAAAAGUGGAGGGAACAAUAUGAGGAGCUUUUUGCGAAAGUCAAGCCCUUCCAGGAACAGCUGAACGCGUUUGCAGCCGAGCGAAACGCACUACUCAAUGAAAAUGGAGCGAACCAAGAGGAGUUGAACAAGUUGUCUGAUGCUUACGUCUGUCUGCUGGGCCACCAGAACCAGAAGCAGAAGAUCAAACAUGUGAUGAAGCUGAAAGACGAGAACAUCGCCCUGAAGCAGGAGGUCGCAAAGCUGCGGUCCCAGGUGAACCGGCAGAAGAGUGAUCUGGAGCAGCUCAAGUCAAACCCCCCCGCUACUCCUCGCCGCAAGUUUGAUCCCAGCAAAGCCUUCAAGCACGACAAGGAGAACAUAAAAACUGAAACUCUUAAAGGAAACCAUUAUGCAUAAUGGAGCUCUUCUGCCAGACGAGAACUGACUACUAUAUCUAAAGUUAUGGUUUAAAUACUGAUUUGUACGAAUAAUUUGUCCCAUUUUGUUCUAACUGGUUUUCUUCUCAGCUGUUUUAAUGCCAGACUUUUACAUAGAGCCAGCAAGUUUGAAACAUAAUUGUAAUGAGCAGAUUGUACGUGUGCAGGAAAAUAACGAGCAAACAGAUGGCUGCAAGUAGACACAUAAUCCAGAGGACAAUGACACAGUCAGCAUUUAAAUAUGACAUGUGAAUUUCUUUUUUAUUCUUUUAACUACCUUAGCAUUUCUUUGGGUAGGGGUAGCAGAACAGUGAACAUGUCAUGCUGUAUAGCUCUUGUUUUAAUCUUUUCCUCUUUGUAAAUAAAGAAAGAAUCUAACACUCUUCUUAA
Molecule: messenger RNA, 3566 nt
Organism: Trematomus bernacchii (emerald rockcod)
Lineage: Eukaryota; Metazoa; Chordata; Actinopteri; Perciformes; Nototheniidae
Gene: hmmr
Product: hyaluronan-mediated motility receptor (RHAMM)
Exons: 20
Coding region: 79-3156 (1025 amino acids)
Cellular component (GO): membrane
Molecular function (GO): hyaluronic acid binding
Source: RefSeq, a predicted model, not a curated record